This is a messenger RNA of Hydractinia symbiolongicarpus, 5093 nucleotides long. Its product is annotated as polyamine-transporting ATPase 13A3-like. The transcript is spliced from 3 exons. Gene Ontology annotation, biological process: intracellular calcium ion homeostasis. Lineage: Eukaryota; Metazoa; Cnidaria; Hydrozoa; Anthoathecata; Hydractiniidae. Gene Ontology annotation, molecular function: P-type transmembrane transporter activity; ATP binding; ATP hydrolysis activity. The record is from RefSeq and is a predicted model, not a curated record. Gene Ontology annotation, cellular component: membrane. The coding region runs from base 67 to 3531 and encodes 1154 amino acids.
UUAUUUGACAAUAGAGACCGUGACAUAUAAUCAUCUAGAGAAAGAAAACACUUUGGCAAUUGAAAAAUGGCGUGUACGCUCGUUGUGCAUGAAGAUUCUGAAGAAGAAUUUCGCGUCGAUGGAUUUAAAAGCAACACGAGUUACACUGUGCUGUUUUACAUAAUUGGUUUUUUAAGCGUUGGGUUGAUUUUUCUUCUUGGGUAUUGGUAUCCAGUUCGAAGAAUGAAAUUCACUCAUUCUAAAUGUGCUCUUGAGGAGGCGACAACUCUGCUGAUCAAGCAGACACAUGGUGGACAGUUGUAUUUGAGCAAAAUGAAGACAGUAAAUUACAGUAAAGAACACAAAGAAUUAAAGGAUAAACAAUUUUCUAAUUUUGAAUUGGAACUUUUAUCAAGAUCGUGUUUUAAAUAUUUCGAACAUAAAUUCUUGCGUUAUUACUUUAACUCCAAGUAUGAUAGAGCAUUUGAAAUUUCUGGACUAGAUGAAAUUCUCACAGUGAAGGAAAUAUAUGAAAUUUCACAAGGAUUGUCGCGUGGUUCGUGUUUACAGAAAUUAAUCCUUCAUGGAGAAAAUUUCAUCAAUGUUCCAGUUCGUUCCUACUUUAUAGUCUUCAUACAACUUGUUGCUGAUCCGUUUUAUGUUUUUCAAGUUUUUAGUGUUUCUCUUUGGUACAGUGACAACUAUAUAUACUAUGCUAGUGUGAUCGUUCUGAUGACAUUAUUUUCACUUAUACUAAACACCUAUGAAACUAAAAGCCAUCUGCAGAAACUCCAUGAUAUGGUAGCUGAUGCAUUUAAUGUGAAGAUUUUAUCACGUGGAGAAAACGGAGUUGAUGUAACUUCUAAAUCUUCAAAGGAUUUGGUUCCUGGCGAUGUUCUAGUAAUCCCACCAGAAGGUCUCCAUCUUCCUUGUGAUGCCGUUCUCUUAAACGGACGAUGUGUUGUAAAUGAGAGCACCCUGACAGGAGAGAGUUUUCCAACUACCAAAACAGGCAUUGAUGGCAUGACUUCAGCGAGUGGAAGCGUGUUGACGGAAAUAUUCUCAGUAAACAUGCAUAAAAGACAUACUUUAUAUAACGGGACAGAAAUUCUACAAGCUCAUUUUUAUGGGGAAGACACGCGAAUUCUUGCUGUAGUCAUUCGCACUGGAUUUUGUACGUUAAAGGGACGUUUAAUUCGUUCAAUCAUCCACCCAAAACCAGUUCACUUCACAUUUUUCCGAGAUUCGAUGAAAUUUAUUUUAUUUCUUGGUUUCCUUGCAUUUUUUGGUUUUGUUUAUACCAUCAUCAUAUUUAUAAGACACGGUGAGCCCCCAGGUGUUAUAGCAAGAAAAUCACUAGACGUAUUUACAAUCGCAGUUCCGCCGGCUUUACCCGCAUGCAUGUCUAUUGGAUUAAUGUACGCUCUCCAUCGUCUACGAAAAAAGCGGAUUUACUGCAUCGAUCCGGCACGUGUAAAUGUUUGUGGUAAAGUGAAGAUGUUUGUGUUUGACAAGACUGGAACAUUAACUGAAGAUACAUUGGCUGUUUCGGGCGUGGUCAGAUUGGAGGACAAUGUUGCCCAACCAAUGGAGCAUUCUGUUAAUACGAUACGAGACUCUAGUCUUGUAAAAGCAAUGGCUUGCUGUCACAGCUUAACUAUCUUUAAAGGACAGUUAAUUGGUGAUCCUCUCGAUUCCUAUAUGUUUGAUUUUACAAAAUGGAAAAUCAAUGAACCAAGCGAUGAAUCUGGUUCGAAGUACCAGCUACUCGCCCCUGUUACGGUUUCUCCUCCAAAAAUAAUUUCUGCUACUGAUGCUUCACAAGAGACAGUCUUUGACGGUGAUAUAGAGAACGCAAAAGAGAUUGGUAUUUUGAAACAGUAUCCGUUUGAAUCGUCUUUACAAAGAAUGAGUGUGAUCACAAAACAACUUGGCCACUCCAAUAUGACGGUAUAUGCUAAAGGCUCUCCAGAGAUGAUACUUUCUUUUUGUCAGGAGGAAAGCAAACCAGUCGGGAUUUUGGAUAUACUGAUGGAAUUCACAAAAGCGGGGAGUAGAGUUCUCGCUGUUGCAACUAAAAAUUUACCUUCAUCAACAAAAUGGCAUCAUUUAAAAAAAUUGUCUCGAUCUGAAGUCGAAUCUGAGUUGCAGUUUCUUGGAUUGAUCAUUUUUGAGAACGUUUUGAAACCAGCUUCUAAAAAUGUUAUUAAAACUUUAGAAAAUGCAAACAUCAGAACAAUCAUGGCGACUGGCGAUAAUCUAUACACAGCAGCUUCUGUUGCCAGGGAAGUAGACAUUGUCAAGUCAUAUCAAAAGAUUAUCGAAGUUAAAUUCGGUGAGGAAGAUAAACUGACCUACGAUGUCUUGCAACGUGAGGAUAGUGAAGUUUCUAAAACUUUGGACGCAGUUGUAAAUGUAGAGUACAACAAUCUUGACUACACUGUUGCUCUGAAUGGUAGCACGUUUAUGCGUCUAAGGGAGAAAUACGCAGGCUUGUUGCCGAAAAUUUUAAUGUCGGCCUCUAUUUUUGCUAGAAUGUCUCCAGACCAGAAAACCAUUCUUGUUGAAGAUUUGAAAAAGAUUGGAUAUGGAGUGGGGAUGUGUGGAGAUGGUGCGAACGAUUGUGGUGCACUUAAAGCUGCACAUGCAGGAAUUGCUCUUUCCAACACAGAGGCUUCAGUUGCAUCACCUUUCACAUCAAAAGUAUUCGACAUAUCUUGCGUUCCACUGUUGCUAAAGGAAGGAAGAGCAGCACUAGUGACGUCAUUUGGUAUUUUCAAAUACAUGGCAUUGUAUAGUUUCCUGCAAUUCAUUGGAGUUCUCAUAUUAUACUCAAGCAACUCUAAUUAUUCCGAUUUUCAGUUUUUAUAUGUUGAUUUGUUCUUGAAUCUGCCAUUGGUUGUAACUAUGAUACAAUCUGAAGCCAGUGAUAAAAUGACCAAGAAACGUCCACCUGGUAAAUUAGUUCAUCCAAUAUUUCUGGGAGGUAUUCUUCUUCAAACUCUCAUCCUGUUCAUUUUUCAAUUUGGUGCAUUUAUUUAUGUCAGACACAUCUAUUGGUACAAACCGCCUUCUUCUUUUAAAGAGAACGAAAAAGAAGAAUUAAAUUUUGUCAGUUAUGAGAAUGUUGCAGUGUUAACCGUGUCAUAUUUUCAAUACAUCUGGUUAUCUGCAGUGUGCGCCUCAGGAAAACCAUAUCGCAAGCCACUCUACCUCAACUACAAAUAUGUGUUAAUGUUUAUUUGUGCUACCAUAUUUACUACCUACAUAUCCCUGGAUCCACCAGAAGCUAUUCGAAAGUUAUUCCUGAUCGCGUCCGUACCAAGCUGGAAAUUUUUGCUGUCGUUGGUGCUGAUCUCUUUUGGUCAUUUUUACGUGUCCUAUGUUGUGGAGAAGAUAUUCUUACCAUCUGCAAUGGUAAAACGUCUAAGCGAUUAUGUUCGAGGCAAAAAAGAGCCUCGUAAUGAAUAUAAACAUAUUUAUAACACGUUGAAAAAUAAUUCUGAUUGGCCACCGUUAAAGAGACUAUCUUGUGAUGAAAGUGAGCCUUAAUUCGCGCUUUUGUAGCACUUCCCGCGUUUAUAAAACCGCAGGAAAAGCGCGUUUAAGAAAUUUAGUAAAACAUUAGACGCAGAUAAUAACAAGUUUAGUUAAACAAAGCAGAAAAGUAAAUUUCUAUUUGUAGAAAAAAAAAUUCACGUCUAUUGAUACUUUUCUGAUACUCCGUUGUAUGUGUUUUUAAAAGGACUACAAAAUGGGCUGUUUAGAGUGACUUACACAAAAGUAAAGCUAACAGCGGUGAAAAAGGUUAUGAGCACUAACGACAAAGACAACACCUAAAAUCAUCUUAAAUAUCACUUUGGACAUCUCAGUAAACUUCAAGAUAGCUAGCCAUAUUCUAGUUAGCUAUCUUGAAAACAGAUUGUAACUUAUUUUACAGCAAAACAAAGCAACAACAAAAGUAGCAAAUUUCGUCAUUAAGAAAGUAAAUACAGUCUACUCUGGAUAAGUUGAAACCCGGGUAAGUGGAACUUGCGUUUAGUGGAACCAAUUUCCCCAAUCCCUUGGAUUUGCAUUAUAUCGGAUAAGUCGGAUAAGUGGAACCAUUUUUUGGUCCCUUGAGCAAUAUUUAUUCCUAUAAGUGGAACUUUUCCAAAAGAAAAAUCAUCUACAGUACGUUCGAAUCAUUUUAAUCAAAGCACUUCUUUUUUCGAAUGCAAAAAUUUGAGUAAUGAAAACAUUAAAAGUAAUGAAAACAUAAAAAUUUAUCAGCCGUCACAUUUUAAUUCUUCGGUCUACUGAGAUUUCAGAUAAGAGAGAAGUUCAACAAGUGAAACUUUUUUUCGGUUUCAUAGAGGUUCCACCUAUUAAGCAAUUCGGAAAGUGGAACAUUCAAUAAGUGGAACCAUUUUUUUGUUCCCGUGGAGAUUUAACUUAUCGUGAGCAGACUGUCUCAAUUAAUAAACAACCUUUCGUAUAAAUUUUGCCAAGAAUUUACUUGACAAUGAACCAAAUUUGAUUUUUUGGCAAGCAUUUAACUUGGCGAUGGCAAUUUUGACUUAAAUUUGACGUGUAUUUAAUUUGACGAUGGAAAGAUUUUCUUUAAGUUUUUAUGUUGCUUGCAAAUUUUAACUUAAAAAAAUUGAGGACAUAGAGAUAGAACAAACGAUUUUUUAAACAUGAACAUGCUUUAUAUUAAAACCAAAAGAAGUCAUGUAAAAUUUAGCCUAGUUUUCUUUUGUCACUUUUUUUUUCUGUAAAAGAGUUGAAUUUUUAUGCACUGGAUUUGGAGAAAGAUAAAAAAAAUGACAAACUUUUAUUUUGACGAUAAAUGAAAAAAAAAUUUGGCAAGCACUUAAUUUUGGGGUUUAGACCAAGAUCGCCAAAAUUAGUGCUUGCCAAAAUUUGUAUAAGGUAGUUGUAAAGUGCGUAUAAUUUCUUGUUAUUUGGACUUUUUUGAGUGACCGCAUGUAAAUACUUUUUCAAUUAAAUAUGCCAUCGCUUUCUAAACUAAAAAAUUAUGUACCUCGUAUACCCUCUGUUGUAUUAUAUUAAAACUAUAUCAUUCACUAUGUUGUCAAUUGGUUUAUGAAUAUAUUCUAGUAUUUUUGGCC